Messenger RNA from Protomyces lactucae-debilis, 1029 nucleotides. RefSeq lists its product as uncharacterized. Lineage: Eukaryota; Fungi; Ascomycota; Taphrinomycetes; Taphrinales; Protomycetaceae. Bases 344 to 1027 code for a protein of 227 amino acids. The record is from RefSeq and is a predicted model, not a curated record. The transcript is spliced from 2 exons.
CCCUUCUCUGUCCAGCCCAGUCGAGCUGCACUCCGGCACAAAUCGAUCUGAUGCAAGUGAAGAAGAGCGCAAAGAAGUCGUUGGUGAAGAUGCCCCAGUCGACGACUCUCCUGCAGCAUACCUGUGCACUGCGCGAGUGGCAAUCAUUGAAGAGCUGGCUGCAUACAAGGAUGAAGUGCAUGAUGCUAAGAUUUGGGCGAUCCGCCACUCACAAGAAAGGGUUGAGGCAAGAGCGGAAGCGCCUCCUGUGCGUCGUCAACGUGUGACCCUGCAUGGCAAGGCAUACCGGACUCAUGAUGGCAACCCAGUUGCGUCUCCUUUUGCCACAAUUGCGCUUCCAAGCAUGUUCGCUGGAAAUGCACCUGAGAAGGCCAAGUCUUGGGCAGACAUCGAUGACGACGACGAUGAAGAUAUUCAUAUGCCCGACUGGCUCAGAGAUUCGCUUGAAGCGCAAGCCGCCCAGGCUCAAACUCAAAACGAUUCGAGCGAAGCAUCACGAGCGGAGAUUGCUGCGCUGGAGGAUCCGGCCAGUAUUGGUGUUGCGCACGUUGAUGAGCCACAAAGGCGAUGUACUGUCGGUCGCCUUCACGGAUCGCUCUGUUGGACAGCAAUUUCGUGCGAGAAGCGAGACAGUUCGCUGCAUUACGAGUCAAUAUCUGAGGUGGACGAGGUGGACGAGGUGCAGACGGAGGAUGAUGCUUGGGAUGACGAUAAGACCAUGGAGGCCAUUGACGAUGAAACUGCAAAGCUUUUUGGGCUGCCUUGCUACGAUGCCCAGCAGGGUGUUGAUGAAGAUGCUUGGCAAGACGACGGCCGACGUCCAGUAGAUGCAGCCAGGUGCAGUCCUUUCACUACCCACGGUACGACUGCAAGCCUUUCUUAUGAUCAUACCUCCCUUUUCGGCCGCUCUCCUUCAGGCAUUCGUGCACGUUCACUUGAGAGGCCUGCUGAUUGCGUUGCAGGUUCAAUUUUGCCCUUAAUAGACAGGAGCAUUUGGCAUAGCGAGAUGUAUAGAAGCGUAGAUUAGUG